Torulaspora delbrueckii is the source of this 873-nucleotide messenger RNA. RefSeq names its product F1F0 ATP synthase subunit gamma (gene ATP3). NCBI's taxonomy places the organism in Eukaryota, Fungi, Ascomycota, Saccharomycetes, Saccharomycetales, Saccharomycetaceae. Gene Ontology annotation, molecular function: proton-transporting ATP synthase activity, rotational mechanism. Bases 1 to 873 code for a protein of 290 amino acids. Gene Ontology annotation, biological process: proton motive force-driven ATP synthesis. The record is from RefSeq and is a predicted model, not a curated record. The transcript has a single exon.
AUGUUCUCGAGAGUCGGGGCCCAAGUGGCUCGUCAAAACGUUAGACAAUAUGCUACUUUGAAAGAAGUUGAGAUGCGUCUCAAAUCGAUUAAGAACAUCGAGAAGAUUACCAAGACAAUGAAAAUUGUGGCCUCCACCAGAUUGAGCAAAGCUGAAAAGGCUAAAAAUACUGCCAAGGUGUUCGAUUCCGCAGAUAAUCAGUUUUACCGUAACGCAGAGACUAAGGCUUUGGAACAACCAGAGGAAAAAAAAGAGCUUGUUAUCGCAAUUACUUCUGAUAAAGGUUUGUGUGGUUCUAUUCACUCCCAAUUGGCCAAGGCUGUGAGAAGACAUAUGCAAGAAGCUCCAUCUGCUGAUAUUGUCGCCAUCGGUGACAAAAUCAAGGCUCAAUUGUUGAGAACUCAUGCCGAUAAUGUCAAGUUUGCCGUGAAUGGUAUCGGUAAGGAGGCCCCAACUUUCUUGGAAGCUGCUUCCAUUGCUGAUAAACUACUUGCUUUGGGUGCAGGUACUUACCCAAAGAUCUCAAUCUUCUACAACGAUCCAGUGAGCUCCAUCUCUUUUGAGCCAAAGGUUAAGCCUGUUUUCACCCCAGAGACCAUCAAGGAAUCCCCAGGUUACAGCAAGUACGAAAUUGACCUUGACGCAAAGGUGCCCACUGAUUUGUUCGAAUACACUUUGGCUAACAAGAUCUUGACCGCCAUGGCCGAGGGUUAUGCAGCAGAAAUCUCCGCUAGAAGAAAUGCCAUGGAUAACGCUUCUAAGAACGCUGGUGAUAUGAUUAACAGAUACUCUAUUCUGUACAACAGAACCAGACAAGCUGUUAUCACCAACGAAUUGGUCGAUAUCAUCACUGGUGCUUCCUCUCUGGACUGA